Messenger RNA from Scatophagus argus, 5180 nucleotides. RefSeq lists its product as uncharacterized. Gene Ontology annotation, molecular function: GTP binding. The record is from RefSeq and is a predicted model, not a curated record. The transcript is spliced from 3 exons. NCBI's taxonomy places the organism in Eukaryota, Metazoa, Chordata, Actinopteri, Scatophagidae. Bases 2164 to 4125 code for a protein of 653 amino acids.
UUUGUGUUGUUUCAUUAUUUACGUGAUCCUAAAGAUUAGACCUGCUCAAACACAAAUGCACGAUUUUAUUCCAGUUUUACGAUUAGUAAAGUCUUAUACUUUGCUUGAUUUGAGCUGUUUUUCACAUCCUAUCCUGUCCCCCAUAGCUGAUCCUAGUGUUAGAACAACCAUCUUCUGAUUUAUCCACAUUCACCUGGAGUACUGUACUAUUUGUUUGGGUGACUGUUCACCAAAUUGCAGAAACUGCAGAAAAAAGAAAGUAAGUUUACCAAGUUCCCAAAGCAAUAAUCAGUGAAGCACAGGCUUAACUUUGGGGUCAUUUUACUUUGCAAUACAUUAACAUGGAAAUGUGAUUCAAACUUUAAACUGGUCACUAAACCAGGGAUUUAAAUUGGUUAAAUGGACAUUUUGAUGACUAGAAGGGUUUUCUCACAAUCCCACUUUUCCCCCACCAUUUCUGAUUUUAUGAUAGGUGUGUAUGGCAGAAUGUUCAGAGCUGGAGUGGAGGGAAGAUGACAAAUUAUCUAAAAAUCUUCUGUAUAAAUUGCUCUCACUCCCACAGUUUUUAAUUGUACUUACAUAGGAAAAUGUGUUCUUCUUCUCUGGUGCUAAUUUAGAGACAAACAAACCAACAGUUGUCUCUUCUCUGCAGUCAUGGAGAGACAGCAGCACCACCCAAAUGCUUAACUUUCUAUUUCAAUAGAGCAUAGAAAAUUCAGGGUGGGAAAAAACCAAACAGCACCUCUCCUCUCUCUUUCUAAUGGUCUAAUUUUUAACUUUAUUCACACAAAUGAGAUAUAUUCUUGUCAGCAGCUGGGAUUUCUCUUUGUCUCCCUCAGUAAAUCUGCCCUUUCAGAUAGUUACACAAAGCCUACCAGCAGUGUUAAUUUUGGUUACGCACCAAACAUCAGACACGCCAGUUAUUAUUGACCAUUAUUGGAUUUUUUUUUUUAAUUAUUGUUUUUUUUGAUGAGUUUUAGGACUUUAGGGUGAAGUUAACGUAGUGUAUGCAAGUGUUGCUGGUGUAUGUAUGGACUCUGCACGUCAAGACCAUCAGCAGCCUGAGUGUCCAACACAAUAAGCUGUAAAUAAAGAAAAUUAAACAUAAUGAACAGUGAUAAACAUCUGACUUUCAACUGUUUGUACCUGUUACCCCAUUAGAAUCCCUCAAGAAUCAAUGUGUCUAAGCCCCACCCCCUACAUCAGUGUUGCUGCACCUGUAUUUCAGUUCUAGCAUGGUAACACUGACUGUAUGUAAAGGCAGAUGACUUGAGAGCUGCCACAAAGCGAAGUGAAAACAUCUGGAUCGCCCCCUGGUGGCUGGCUGCAGUACAGCUCAUAAGCUGCAGACACAUAGUUUACAGUGAUAAUGAUAGUGAAUACAGAAACUAUAGACAAUAAGAGAACAAUUUCUGCUGUUGAACAGCGAGUUGUUGUUUUCAGACAGCUGAAAUUAGAACUGCUGCUGGCAGAUUUUAACGGGAGCUCUGAACCAAGUCUUUUAUUGAAGAAUAGGUGGCACUUUGCAUUAUAGCUACAGUAACACAGUGGGUUAAUAGGUUGAUAAUAAAGAGGUAGCAAUAAGGUAACACCAUGUAAUUACCAAAGUAAUACCUCUGUAGUAGCUCGGUAGUAACAAUGCAUAUAUCUAAGUUGUAUUCGACUGAAAUUUAUAGAACAGGAGGGAAAAAAACAGCCAGACAGAACUAUUACUUAGUAGCACAUAUAUAAUUGUGGAACCCCUAAACAAUAAACUGGUUAUAUAGGUGCAAUAUGUUGAUAUAACAGAACAAUGUUAAUUGUAAUGUGACAGGAACUUUGAACAUUUUGUAUUUUAGGAGUUGCGGUGAUCAUGAUUUAAAUCACAAACAGCAUUUUAAAACGACAGCAGCUACUGGAUCCUGAACCAGACAGCUGGGCUGAGAAUAAUCUAAAGAGGCUGGGAUUGUUGAGUCUGACAGCAUGACAGAAAGGUUCCCUGCAGAGAAACCUUUUGUUCCAGUCUCACUCUGAAAUCUCGAGAUAUUCAGACCAGAGGGCACAACAACACUAAUGAAAACGGCUGAAGAAUUUUUCUGACCACGAAGAGUCUUCCAAAGAGCUGGCUGGAACUGGCUGAUUAUUACUUUAAUGUUGGUGUCUUAAUUACUUCUCUUCACCAUAAUGUUUACUAAAUUUAAGUCCAGUUUGGGGGCAGUUUCAUCAGCAGUUUCAUCAUUAUUUUCAGAGCCAAAAUCAAAUGUUGCUGAAGGAGCAGAGCAAAACAAGACUUUUUUUGGUUCUUCUCCUGUUACUUCACCAACAAGUAGUUAUAUUUCAAAGAAGCCAGAGUGCAUUAAACGUCUUGCUGAAUCGGUCAAAGACAAAAGUAAGUUGAUAAAACCCCAGAGAGGUCCUCUUCCUGUUCAUGUAAUCCCCCUGAAAACAGAACAUAUCAAUGUUGUUGGGUGCAGACGUUUCAGCUUCGGUAAAGACUCCCCUAAGCGUAAUCGCACCAUCAUGGUUCUCGGAGCAACUGGUGCUGGAAAAUCGACUCUUAUCAAUGGGAUGAUCAAUUACAUUCUAGGGGUUGAAUGGGAGGAUUCAUUUCGGUUUAAGUUAGUUGCUGAGGAUGAGUCGAGAUCACAAGCUGAAAGUCAGACCUCUGAAGUCACGGUGUACAAAAUCAACCACCAGGAGGGCUUUAAAAUAGACUACUCACUGACCAUUGUUGACACUCCAGGGUUUGGAGACACAAGAGGCAUAGAAAGAGACAAAGAGAUCACAGAACAGCUACGCCGUCUUUUCUCUGCUAAGCUCGGUGUCAGUGAUAUCGAUGCCGUGUGUUUCGUAGCUCAGGCUUCGUUAGCACGACUCACACCAACGCAGAAAUACGUCUUUGAUUCUGUGCUCUCAAUCUUUGGCAAAGACGUGGCAGAAAACAUCAGAAUUCUGGUGACGUUUGCAGAUGGCCAGCGUCCACCAGUUAUAGAGGCGAUCAAUGUUGCUGAUGUCCCUUGUCCAAAAGCAAAAGACGGGCUGCCAGUUCACUUCAAAUUCAAUAACUCAGCGCUGUAUGCACACAACAAAUCCUCUGCAGCAAACAGCAUGAAUGGGGAUGAUGAAGAUGAUGGAGACUUUGAUAAGAUGUUUUGGAACAUGGGGACAAAAAGCAUGAAGAGGUUCUUUGUUGCUCUGAAUUUCAUAACGACUAAAAGUUUGACAAUGACGAAAGAGGUCCUCAGAGAAAGAGAGCAGCUUCAGAACUCCAUCGAAAAUUUGCAGAAGCAGGUUAAAGCUGGGUUAGCCAAGCUGGAGGAGAUUAAAGUGACAGCUGAAACCCUGAAGGACCACGAGGCAGAGAUCAGCAGAAACGAGAACUUUGAAUUUGAAAUUACUGUCAUGAAGCCUGUCCAAGCAGAUAUUUCUGGUUCUGGAAACUUCAUCACCAACUGUCAGCAGUGCCAUCAUACCUGUCACUAUCCCUGUGGAAUACCCAACGAUGCAGAUAAAAGAGGCUGUGUUGCAAUGGGAUCAGACGGAAACUGUACUGAGUGUCCAGGCAGAUGUCACUGGAAUGUCCAUUUCAAUCAGAGGUACAGAUGGGACUAUGAAGAAGUCAUAGAAAAACAAACCAAAAAAGAGCUGGAAAAAAAGUACCUGAAAGCCACAGAGGCAAAGAUAUCUGUUCAGGGAUUGAUCGGAAGACUGCAUGAUCAAUAUAAUUAUGUGCAGGCUGAGGUUGUGAAAUUGAUGGAGAAAUCUGCAAAUUGUUUAAACAGACUUAAAGAGAUAGCACUGAAGCCCAAUCCUCUCUCCACGCCAGAGUACAUCGACAUGCUUAUUGAGGGAGAGAAAUCAGAGGCCAAACCUGGCUGGAAGCAGCGAAUUCAGUAUCUGAUAACCAUGAGAGAAAAAGCAGAGUACAUGGCUAAAAUUGUAAAAGGAGAGGACCUCCUCCAGAGUCCACCCAGCUUUAGUCAAGACCAAGCAAAGAAGACGCCCCAACAAGACAACACUGACCCCAACGAAGGCCAGGACAGUGAGCCUGAUACUAACCCAGACCAAGACAAGUCUGAUUUGGACGGAGACAAAGGCCAGGACAGUGAGCCUGAUACUAACCCAGACCAAGACAAGUCUGAUUAGGAUGGAGAGAAAGGCCAGGACAGUUAGCUUGACAAAAACCUAGAUAAAGUCCAAUUCUUAGGCCAACAAAGGCCAAGAUGGUGCUUGGGCUGCAACUCAGCAAGACUAAGAACACACUCGAGAACAGUCUCACCCAAGACGAAACCAAGAUCAGCCGAGACAAAAAAGCAGAGUCUUCGGGUCCUCUUAUUGUGCUGAGUACUAAGACUUAACUUUAGUGGCUUUAGUUAACAGGAGUGCACACACAGACUUCUCCAGCACCAGAACCUUUGCUGUGUUCUGUAGUUUUGUAGUUUUGCCUCUGGUUUUAUUCAUGUUAGGUUUAGUCACUUUAGACUGCCUUCCUUCUUCACCUCUCUCACUCUGUCCUGGAAGUUAUAGCAAUAGGAAAUGAAAUGCACCCUAAGCUUCACUGAAAUGAUACAUUUCUCUGAAUUUAAACAUUGUUAUGCUAACAACCAAACAAAAUGUGUAUUGUUAAUUUGAUUUGUUUUUUUACUGAGAUGGCCUGUGUGCGUGAAGAGCCAGAGCAUGUGGUGAUGAAUUCUUUUUCUGAACAAACUGUUUUUAAUAUCCAUGAACAUCAGCUGGGCCCAAACUCGCUUGCUUCAUCAGGUGUUUUAUAAUCGCCUUCAGGUGAUGAACACAUGGUUCCUCAGUACAUUGCAGUCAGAGUUUUGUGCGUUUGUUUAUUAUACAUUAUAUAUACAUAUACAAGUUAAAUUAUAAGUUUUGAAGUUUAUAAAAGUACGUAAAACAGAUUAAAUUCCAUCUUUUUUUAGGAUUUAAAUUGUUUGGAAAUUUGCAUUCAUAUUUAUAAUAACAUUAAGGCAGAAUAGAUUUCUUCUUCAUUUCAUCUUCGUGAGCCUUCGGUCUGCCUUGAAUCAGUGACUGCAGUUUUGCUUGUCCUUUACACAACAGGACAGACAGGUGUCCACAUGACCACAACUUCCUGUCAGGUGUUUGUGUUUCACCUUUCUGUCUUCUCACAUUCAUCACUUGCAAAGUUCAUUCAUUGUUUUCUUCAGACAAAUAAACAUUAUUUGUGUGCACCA